GAGAUCAGCUGUGAUUCUCUGGUCUCAGCUCUGAAGUCCAACCCCUCCCAUCUGAAACAUCUGGACCUGACUAACAACAACCUGAAGGAUUCAGGAGUGAAGCAGCUGUGUGGUUUUCUGGAGAGUCCAGACUGUAGACUGGAGAAUCUGAAGUUGAGGAGCUGCAGUUUGUCAGAGAUCAGCUGUGAUUCUCUGGUCUCAGCUCUGAAGUCCAACCCUUCCCAUCUGAAACAUCUGGACCUGAGUUACAACAACCUGAAGGAUUCAGGAGUGAAGCAGCUGUGUGGUUUUCUGGAGAGUCCAGACUGUAGACUGGAGACUCUGGAGUUGAUGAGCUGCAGUUUGUCAGAGAUCAGCUGUGAUUCUCUGGUCUCAGCUCUGAAGUCCAACCCCUCCCAUCUGAAACAUCUGGACCUGAGUAUCAACAACCUGAAGGAUUCAGGAGUGAAGCAGCUGUGUGGUUUUCUGGAGAGUCCAGACUGUAGACUGGAGACUCUGGAGUUGAGGAGCUGCAGUUUGUCAGAGAUCAGCUGUGAUUCCCUGGUCUCAGCUCUAAAGUUUAACCCCUCCCAUCUGAAACAUCUGGACCUGAGUGAAAACAACCUGAAGGAUUCAGAUGUGAAGCAGCUUCUUGAUCUUGUGGAGAGUCCAGACUAUAAACUGGAGACUCUGGAGUGGAGGUCAGAUUAA
Messenger RNA from Mugil cephalus (flathead mullet), 690 nucleotides. RefSeq names its product NACHT, LRR and PYD domains-containing protein 12-like. The transcript has 5 exons. NCBI's taxonomy places the organism in Eukaryota, Metazoa, Chordata, Actinopteri, Mugiliformes, Mugilidae. The record is from RefSeq and is a predicted model, not a curated record. The annotation marks the transcript as partial. Gene Ontology annotation, molecular function: protein binding.